ACGAUUAUAGCCGAAGUAACCCGAGUAGUAUAGAGAUUUUUCAUUCUUCAUACUGGCUACACUGAGUGGAGGGAGGUUAUUUUAUGUGACUGCGUUCUGUGGGUGUUCAGUGAGCAAAUGUUGUGAUUUAUAUUUAAUAAAAAAUUAGAAUGACUUUGUGAAAGAUGAGCCAGAAAAAUCUAGUGUAUAUAGAAAUAUACACUUAUAGGUGAUAAAUAUACAAAUCAAAGUGAGAUGUCAUACAUAGACAACAAGAACAAUGCCUCUUCGGAUUCACCAAAAUUUCUCAUUAGUUGAAGUUAAUGUUUGAAUAUGUCAAACAUGGAUAUGUGUGUACGAAAGCUUCCUAAAAAGAGAAAAUUUGAUCCAUCUGAAUUGGAAGAAAACAAUGUUCAGAAUUUGGGAACCCCAUGUAUUCCUGUAUCUGUUGUUCAAAGUGUUAUUACUACACCACAAGCAAUUGCAGUGGACUAUUCUUGUCCACCUCGAUUAAAUGAAGAAAGUUCAUUCAAUAACAAACACAACAUCAUUGAUUUAACUGAGUGGUGUGACCAUCGAGUUCUUGCUAAACAAGGGGAUUGGUAUUAUCCUGGGGUCAUCCGUGAUGCAAAUGGAACAAAUAUAACAGUGGCUCUCGAUGGAAAAGAUGAACGAAUACUGCACUACAGUAACGUACUCGACAAAGAAUGUUACGAUAUAAUAGGAGAUGCUAGUCCCUCUUUCAAUCAGAUCACUCUUGGCGCGAGGGUGUGCGUCAGGCACGACCAGUCUAUGUUUGUAGAAGGGGUGGUUUGUAAAAUAGAACCCCAACCUCCCAAAUUUCUAGUCGCGAAAUUGGGCGAACAACAGUGCUAUAUUACAGUGAAGAGAUCAGAAUUGAGACUGCUCCGUCCACCUUGGUACGAUGAACUGGAGAAUCUGGAUGAACCAACAGGUAUGCUCUCGCCGCCUCAACACCAGCCUGAAUAUUACCCUCGAAACGUUUCACCGCCCCAAUUGCACACGCCAGUGUCGGUGAGCACGCCAGUGUCUAGUUCGAGAAAUUAUGAGGACUUCAACGAGAGCGAAGACGAGCUCAGGCGAGAAGAUAUUAUAUUUCCAACGGAAGGCAAUGAUAAGUUAUCCGGAAGUAGUAAAAGAAGCAGUGUACAUAGUCGAGGUAGCUCCUCAAGUAGCAUAACGCCAAGAUCCCAACCGACAACACCUAGAAGCCAAGCUGCCACACCGCAUAAGUACAAAAAAGGUGACAUUGUUUCAAAUCCGAACGGUAUAAGGAAAAAAUUUAAUGGAAAGCAAUGGAGACGGUUAUGUUCGAAAGAUGGUACAUGUAAUAAAGAAUCACAACGAAGAGGUUAUUGCUCUAGACACCUCAGUCUUAAAGGUAGUAGUCUUCGAAGUAAUUCAUCAUAUCCCAGAUCUAAUAGCAAAGGAGAUGGUGAAGAUACUUCCAGAGAUUCUGAAACAUCACCUAACUGUAGUGAAAGACGUAUCACUGGUCGUUUUGAUCAAGAUGAAACAGACGUAGCUAAUAUGUUAGUUUCGUUGGGCAGUUCAAGGUCAGCCACUCCAGUUUUCUCACCCAACGGCCAAGGUACUUCACCACAUCAUAUGCAGUCGCCCAUAACAGUAGGUUCUAGACAAAAUGUUUUCAUGCCAAUUAGUAGUCAUUCCCACACUCUUCAGAAGAGGACAUCACCUGUUCCUCCCGGUUAUAACACCCCCUAUCAUCAACCUGUGAUCCGACCCGAGUUAGUAAGACCUGUCCAAGGGACAACCAGCGUUAUAAGGCUAUCUCCCAAUCCGAGACAAUGGAAUCCGGUGUCUUCAGAACAACACAAUGUAAUCCUUCAGCACGCUUUGAACAACACCAACUCGCAAUCCAUUGAGAUUGAAUCACAUCAGCAGCAAGUGCCAAACGCUGUUUACCGUGUCACGCCUCAGGCCAUCGACAGGAACAUAUUGAUAAUUAAAAAUGAAGACAGCGAGGCAAAGGAAAUUACAUCUUUUCAAAGACAGGUAAUCCAGAGCGAUCAUCUCCAAGCGACUUCUACGAUAAGAGUAGCAACUAAUGCCAUCAGUACCAUAAGCAGUGGCCACACAAAUGCUGCGGGUCUACUCCAGACCAACACUCUUGGAACAAAUCUACUUCCAACUCAGCUGGUUCCUGUGUUACCGGCUGCAACCCAAUCGGUUGUGAAGAGGGUGUCCACUGCCACCGUUCAACAUACACCUUCGCCUCCUAUAAUAAUGAAGCAGGAACAAGUGCCCACGUUUUUAGUUUCACCAAACCUCAAUAACCAUAAGGAGCAUAUAGUUCAACACGUGUCCACGCCGUCUCAGCACUUGUCGCUGCAAGUUCAACAGCAAGUCAGGAUACCUAUACAACAGCAAAUUUCGCCAUCGACCCCUUGCAUCAAUCAGAACAGACUGCUGAUGGCCCAGCCGAAAGUUUCUACCCCUGGGAACAACAACAAUCAGAUCCCUCAAUCCGCUUUCGUCAUACCGUGGCAUACUUUGGUACCGAUUCUGACGACCACGACCGGGCCUAUAUCUCCGCCUUCUUCUGAGUUAUCGCCGCCCCUGUCGGCGCCCCCCGUUCCCCUAACCAGGACCGGGGUGGAUAUAAACGACGAGGAACACGAAAUCGAUUCCCUGCCUGUCACUAUCGAGGAGGACGAUGAUGUUUUUGAACCUGAAACUACGGAUUCCAUCGAUUCUUCAGCUGGUAAUAAGAGGCGGAGUCAAAGUCUGAGCGCUCUGCCCAACAACAACAAGGAUGGGAGUUUGACAAAGGCCAAAGAUAGGAUAAGGAGACCCAUGAACGCAUUCAUGAUUUUUUCCAAGAGACACAGGGCGAUGGUGCAUCAAAGGCAUCCCAACCAAGACAACAGAACCGUAUCCAAGAUAUUGGGCGAAUGGUGGUAUGCGUUACCCCCAGAUCGAAAGAAAAAAUAUCAUGAAUUGGCCUCGGAAGUGAAGGAGGCUCACUUCAAGGCCCAUCCAGAGUGGAAAUGGUGCAAUAAAGAUAGGAGGAAGUCGUCAACUGGUUCGGUUAGGGGUAAAUUGAAUUCUUCUAGUGAUAUGGGUGAUAUUGGAGAACCUCUGCAUACGCCUCCACCUACGAUGGAAGCACAACGUCAGCCUCUCCAGGAACAGGAGAACGCUGGGGAUGCUUCGGAUGAUGACCAAAUGGUGAUAUGCGAGGACACUGCUACCGAGAUUGAUCUCAAAUGUAAAGAAAAAGUAACCGAUUCUGAUGCGGAAUCUCAUAGUGAUAACGAGAACGCUGAAAAUAAAAUUUAUUCUCAGCAACUGUACAGUCCAAUUAGUAGUGGUUGUGUAGAUAUAACGUGCAGACCUAAACCAAUAAAGGCUAGAUUGUCUUCUUCGGACUGUCCGAAAUACAGUCCGGUAUCGACGCCCAACACCCUCAGUUUGCAUUAUCAGUCACCAGUUAAUCCGAGUGGUGUCUCUGGAUUUCAACCCACAGGGGGCGCCUUCCAGAAGAUGCCGAUAUCUCCCAAAGGUGUUAAGUUGGAGAAGAUGGAAGGUGCAACGGAAAUUGAUGCGUGGUCUGGUGGAAGUUACAAAACUGAUAUUUCCAAUAGUAUAGCAGUGUCUAAAGCUUUAGAUUCUUCUAAUAACUUGUGGAAUAACAUACCAUCCAGUCAGUCCGGGACAAACAUGAGCAAAAUGAACAAUAACCCAACACUCAUACUCAAGCAACAAGGAAAACCUAAUUCUAUAAUCCACGUAAGCGAUAGUCAGAGCCAGCCUGUUGUGGCCAUAUUCAAUUCUACGAUCGGUGCAAGACAAACUGGUUUAUGCUUGACAAACGAUCCUGAACGGUCUCAACCUGUCGUUAUGGUUUCUUCUUCAGCCUCCGAUCAUCCAGUGCAAUAUGUUAUGAUGCAAAACUCUUAUGCUAUAUCGAUGGGCGAUUCUGGAGUUCGAGGACUGCUGCCGACUUUGCAGCUGUUGCCAAAAGCCACACCGACCCAGUCUGUCAUAGUUAAUCAGUCGCAAAACAAGAUCAUUAGUUCUUCUCAAUCGGAUUAUUCUUCCAAUCAGAAUCAUCAGAUAUGUACCACCACCACCUUAGCCAAUAGUACAGGUGUAAUGGUUAGGAUGGACCAGAAGGAUUCUCAUUCGGCUGAUAAUGAGUUCAAGUCUUCGCAGUGUGAGGUACCGCAAUCUCCUCGUUUAAAUAAUUCUGAACCUUCAGCGGUGUCUGAAGGGAACAAGGAAUUCAAACUUGCUCCAACUCCCGCGCAGCUAGGUAAAGCACCGUUGCAGAGACGUCAAUCUUUAGCUGUCUUCAGUAACGUUAAUCAGACGCAAAAUUCUAAAGAGAACAAUAAUAACCCCGGAAACGAGCAGCAAAUUCAACAACAAGAACAACAGUUAACGCCACAGCAACAACAAAACAUGGAAGGGCCACUCACUUCUCCGUCCCAGAAGAAGAGCUUCUUCAAGAGGAACAUCGAAGACGGAAUGGAUAGAGUGUUGGAACAGGUGAAUUUCCAGAAGAAGUUCUCUUCGUUGCCUCAGUUCAAACCGGAGGAAUGUCAGUCACCAAGUUCGAUAACGGUGCAGAGCCCUAGCAUAUUCAACUACAAAAAGACGAGGAAUCUGCUGAAUACGAAUCGUUUGUCUGUCGAGGAAGAAUCCGAACCCGAAACGCCCCAAUCUGUACCGAAAUCUGCAUCUUCUGCCAAGCCUAUUGUGAUUGGUAAUCAAUUUUUCGGGCCAGAUUUCAACAUCGAGAACGUUAGAGAAUUGACUGACAUGAGCGAGGGUAAUUCUCCUAGAACACCCAGGACCCCUGGGACUUCUAGGGAAUCGGACAGAGGACACCGUAAGAUAUUGGAACAGAGGCGUCAGUUAGUUUUGCAGCUAUUCAAAGAGCACAACACUUUAUUUCCUUCCACGCAAGCAACAUCCACCUUUCAAGCACAGCACUUGGAUAUAUUCCCUAACAAAAUGAGUUUGCAACUGAAGAUAAGGGAGGUACGUCAGAAGAUGAUGGCUCAUAAUAAUCUUACACCACACAGUGCAAAUAGUCAGAGUAGUCCAUUAACUCCAGCCGAGCCCGUAAGAGUUACAUCCAGCAGUUAGCUAGCAAUGUGCAAUAGUGUUUUGUCUUCCUUUUCAUAUGUUAUUCUCAAACUGACUGAAAAUGACAAUUAGUAAUCGUAAAGCUUUAUCAACAGAGUUUAUUUAUACAAAUAGCGUUAAUAGAUUUAAAGCGAUAGAUCAUAGACACACAACUUUUGCAACAUUUCGGUCACAAGGCCGCAAUUCUUGAAAAAAAAAUUGCAUCUAUUUAAUUUCCCACUUCAAGACAUUUUUCAAAGAUCAAAGUACCAAAUGGAUUUUUUUUUCAAGAAUUGUGCCCCUUAAAUCGACCUCAACUUAAACUGUAGUUUCGAGUAUUUGAUAGUGAAAUAAUGCGAGUCCACCAGAUUGAAAUUGGGGAAGUCAUAGGUAUUCUAGCAGGGAAGCUUUAAUUUAUAAAUUGAUCACUUAUCCAUCUACUUACUGUUAUAGUCGAAUCGAAUUUUAACUUAAACACCUUUUUUCAAUAUAUUUUAUUUUUAUACUUCCUGUUACCAUUGAUAUUUUAGAUACAUAUCUUAAUCUAGCCCACUCGUAAGUUUCAAUCUUAGACAAUUUUUACAAAAUCGCUGGGAUUCUCAUCUCCUUCAUAUUCUAAGUGGAAUGAAUACUUAAAGUUCGGCAUAUUUACAGUUCGAUUUGAAGGACACUCGAUUAUUCGAUACGUAGGUAGGAAAAUUCAUUUAUUUCAACUCGGUUGUGCAUUAGGCCAAUUUGAGAUCUGCUUCAUUCAGUGGAAAAUCAUGUACAUACGUAUUUCUUUAAUACUUCUGAAUUUUCUCUAUUUUUAAAGAUUAAUUUGAUGAAUAUAGUAAUUGGUCUGGACCCUAAGUCCUAAUAUGUAAAAUAUGAGGAAGUAUUUUUACUGUGAUUUUGGAUUUCUUAUUAACGUGCGUUCGAAAAUAUUCUUAGUCAAGUAGGCUAUGGAAUUUCGAAUAUUUAGACGCAAAAUAUCAGCCUUCAAAAUUUCAAAGCUCACUUAACGACGAUUUUUUAUUGAACACUCGUUAUAUUGACUUUUAGUUUAGUUUAGAGUUUGUUGUUGGACUAUGAUCUAAAUGGUGAUGACUAAUAUACCAAGUGGCAAUAUCAUUUAAUGAAAAAUUUCGGGAUAAUGUAAUAUAACAACAAAAUAUUCGCAAACACGGUGCCAAUAAAAUUCAAGACUUAGUUUGUAUUUGUAAUUAGCAGAUCUCUAAUUUUAAAUUCAUAAAACUUGGUCAGUGCAGAGGGCAGUAUAAAAGACAGAAUUAAAAUAAAAAUUCCUCUUUCAUUUUGUAUAGUAAAGAACACAUCGGGAAGCCUUUAUGGAAUAAAAUGCACAAAUGUUGAUAAUAGUCUGUUAUUGUUCUGUUUCUAUAGUGGUAUAUAAUGACUGUAAAAAAUUAAUUGUUAAUCUUAAUGAUCUAAUUCAUAUGUAAUUUUGAUCAUAUUGUGCUUAAAACCGUCAUAUGGCAUUGACUCUUAGAAAAAUCUGGAAGUUGCUAUCAAAUCAAGAUCAAUGAAAUGUUGAUUUCAAAAUUUUUUAGGAUAUCGUGUACAAAAUUGAGUUAGGUUGAAUUAAAGUGAUUAGAAUUCUCUUGUUGAACAUUUCAAUCGUAAAUCUGAUUUUAUAGAACAUUUCAUUUAUACAUAUAUUAAAUAAUUUUCAGCUGAAGAGACUUUAAAAUUUUUGGUGCUAAUUGCAUAUUCUCCGACAUUUUGAAUCAAUCAAUUUCUUGCUGACAUUCAAAAACGCGAAAUUGAUUGAAAAAAUAUUGGUGAGUAAUGGAGAAAUAUGUUUUCCGCUUUUUUAUCUAAUCGAUUUCUGUAGGGCAGGUUUUGUUUUUGGUUAUGUUGAUGUUUGAGCCACUCUGUUACAGAUUUUGAUCGGUCAAUUCAAAAACACCUUUUGUAGUUUAUGAAAAGUUGUAUAUUUAUUGUUGUAUUUUUUUAAUAUGUACUAAAACCAUCUCUAAAUUAUAUUUGGACAUUUUUUUCCCCGUUUUUCGAUGGCAAUGUAGAUAUUUUGAAGAUGAAAUUUAUUAAAUAUUUUUCAAAUUUUAAUGUGCAAAUAUCUGCUGAUUUUUAUGAUAAUAUACAUUAUAUUAUUAUACCCUUGAUACAGUAAUACCUUAUUUUAAUUAUCGCUGUAUUGAUUUAUUAUGUGAUGUACUUAAUAAUAUUUUUAUUUUUGUAUAUAUGCUGAAUUGAAUUGAUUUAUAUUUUUGGUUAUGAAUAGGAAUUUUGUGAAAAUUAUAUAAGCAUGUAUUGCUUAUGAAAUGUAGUGUUGAAUAUAGUGAAAAAACCUUCAGAUUCUGAAAGAGAAUCUGUUAGAUAUAGAAUUUAUUUGUUGAUGAAGACACAAAUCUUUCUCAGAAACAUUAAGCAAAUCAAGAAAAAAAUUAUUGCUCAAUUUGUUUUUUUUUUGUCAUAAGCAGAAUUAAUACCAAUAGAUGAGUUCAAGAUUUGUGUUUCACACAAAAAAGAAUUUGCUUCUUCCAAGUUUCUUAAUUGUGUCAGACUAUUAUGUUGACCCACUAAUAAAAUGAAUGCCUUGAAUAUCUGGUCAAACUUGUUACAAGGUGUUAGCAUUUUAUAUAGAAGAUUGAUCUCGUUAGUGAAAACAAAGUGUAUGAAACUAUGCACAUUUGGUGUUCCAAAUUUGAGCACUUGAUUAUAUUUCCUGUAAAUAAAUACACUUAUAGGUACCAUUUGUACUACCAUAUUCUAUUUUAUUUAAAGAAACAACUGUAAAGAUCACAUCUAAAUCACAAUAAAUGUAACAGUGUUAA
Coccinella septempunctata (seven-spotted ladybird) is the source of this 7892-nucleotide messenger RNA. It is a transcript of the gene cic, whose product is annotated as putative transcription factor capicua. NCBI's taxonomy places the organism in Eukaryota, Metazoa, Arthropoda, Insecta, Coleoptera, Coccinellidae. Gene Ontology annotation, biological process: regulation of transcription by RNA polymerase II. Bases 313 to 5118 code for a protein of 1601 amino acids. The record is from RefSeq and is a predicted model, not a curated record. Gene Ontology annotation, molecular function: RNA polymerase II transcription regulatory region sequence-specific DNA binding; DNA-binding transcription factor activity, RNA polymerase II-specific. Gene Ontology annotation, cellular component: nucleus. The transcript has 14 exons.